Haliotis rubra (blacklip abalone) is the source of this 840-nucleotide messenger RNA. Its product is annotated as blastula protease 10-like. The transcript has 7 exons. The record is from RefSeq and is a predicted model, not a curated record. Gene Ontology annotation, molecular function: zinc ion binding; metalloendopeptidase activity. NCBI's taxonomy places the organism in Eukaryota, Metazoa, Mollusca, Gastropoda, Lepetellida, Haliotidae. The coding region runs from base 40 to 840 and encodes 266 amino acids. Gene Ontology annotation, biological process: proteolysis.
GAGUGCCGACGUAUAAUUCUGACAAAGCAAGACGACAGGAUGAGUGGAUCAAGUUUCGGCUUAAAGCUCAGUUUUCUGCAAGUACUGACUGUCAUUAUGCUCCCGAAUAGUUGCCAGACGGUGGACGUGGCACGACAUUUCGGCAGAUUUGUCGAUGUGGAAGAUGGAAAGAUGUAUCAGUCCUUCCUGUACGAUCUCCUGAGCCAGGAACCUGAAGAUGAGAACCUACACCAUCCUGUGAGGAACACCGUCGACGGUGAUCUCAUUCUUACUCCUGAACAGAAGGAACAGUACCUUGAAGACAACAAGGCAAAGAGGAAAAUCCUAAGUCGUGACUACAUGCUGUGGCCCAAUGGGAUUGUGCUUUGGAAUUUUGCUAAGGGAAAAAGACAAUUCAAGCGAUCAUGGUCUUACAGAUCGGUGUUUCGGGCAAUCCACCAUUGGGAGAAACACACAUGUCUCAAGUUCGUGAAACGUGGGUCAAAAGAGCAUCGCCAGGCUAAGGUCCGCCACAGGGCUAUAAUCAUAUUUGGAACUGGGAAAGGGUGUGCGUCUCCAGUUGGCUACACCUACGGCGUGCUCAACGUCUACCUCAACGAGAAAUACUGCAUGCGCAGGGGAACGAUUAUUCACGAAAUCGGCCACGCCAUUGGCUUCUUUCACGAGCAAGCCAGAUCUGACCGCCGUGAGCACGUGAAGGUCAUUGAAGAGAAUAUCAAGGACGGAAAAAUGAAGAACUUCGUGAUUAUCCGUGGUCUGGCAAACAGGGCCAGCUACGACCUCGGCUCCAUCAUGCACUACGGCACGAAGGUAACAGUGACAUGCCGACAACGAGGCUGA